UAACUGGGGAGUAACUGUCCAGAAUGAAGAUACUCCAUGUUGUCUCCUGCUGUCUCCUCUCAGCUCUGUGUGUUGUGGAGUCGGCUGUCAUUCAUGUGAAGGAAGUGGUAGGAGGACAUGUCAUGUUCGGCUGCUCGUUCACUUUGGCAGGGAACAACAACAAAUACUUCUGCAAGGGGACAUGUUCUGGUAGAGACAUUCUGGUUGAAACUAAGGGGAGCAAGACUGUAGCUCAAGGUAGAUACAGUAUAGAAGACAAGGGAGAUGUAUUCUAUGUGACCAUCAAGAACCUGAUGAAGUCAGACUCAGGGACCUACUGGUGUGGAGUGAAGAGAUCUAUAAAGGACACAUUCCAAGAGGUGCAUCUCACAGUAACAGAUGCUCCUCCCACUUCUACACCGUCACCUGUCACCUCCAGAUCCCAUGUCUCCACAACCCUCCCAAACCUCUCUACAACAUCCUCUCACCUCACCACAACCCUCCCAAACCUCUCUACAACAUCCGCUAACCUCUCCACAACGUUUCUGGCAUCUGGAGAUAUCAGUGGUCCCUCUUCAUCAAUAGCAGGUCUGAUGGUGUGGACCAGUGCUGGUCUGGUAGUCAUGGUGACAGUGUUAGGACUGGUCCUGCUCCUGUUCUACAGACAGAGGAGAGGAACCAGGAGAACAUCACCACCACCACCAGUCUCCUCCAACACACAACCUGACCCUACUGGAGAGGUUGUCUGUGUGUACGAGGAGAUCAGAGAGGCAGACAGACAGACAGACACACUUCCUGUGGUCAUCUCUGUAGUCUACUCUACUGUCAAAUCACCUACCAACUCUACAACCUACCCUGCUGGUCAUUCCUCUACAACCUACCCUGCUGGUCAAGCCUCUACAACCUACCCUGCAGGCCAAGCCUCUACAACCUACCCUGCUGACCAAGCCUCUACAACCUACCCUGCUGGCCAAGCCUCUACAACCUACCCUGCUAGCUCUGCUACAGAUCACCCAGCUUCUCUCAUCUACUCCAAUGUGGAUCUACCUACAGAUUCUAGAGUCUCUUCAAGUCCUCCAACAGCCAGUGGAACCCAGGAUGAUUCCAUCUAUUCUACAGCCCAGCUACCCAAAGAUACUGUAGAAUCUACAAGAUACCCUGCUGUGCACCUCUCUAAAGACACUCCAGAAGACGCCAUCUACUCUACAGCCCAGCUACCCAAAGAUACUGUAGAAUCUACAAGAUACCCUGCUGUGCACCUCUCUAAAGACACUCCAGAAGAUGCCAUCUACUCUACAGCCCAGCUACCCAAAGAUACUGUAGAAUCUACAAGAUACCCUGCUGUGCACCUCUCUAAAGACACUCCAGAAGAUGCCCUCUACUCUAAAGCCCAGCUACCCAAAGAUACUGUAGAAUCUACAAGAUACCCUGCUGUGCACCUCUCUAAAGACACUCCAGAAGAUGCCCUCUACUCUAAAGCCCAGCUACCCAAAGAUACUGUAGAAUCUACAAGAUACCCUGCUGUGCACCUCUCUAAAGACACUCCAGAAGAUGCCCUCUACUCUAAAGCCCAGCUACCCAAAGAUACUGUAGAAUCUACAAGAUACCCUGCUGUGCACCUCUCUAAAGACACUCCAGAAGAUGCCCUCUACUCUAAAGCCCAGCUACCCAAAGAUACUGUAGAAUCUACAAGAUACCCUGCUGUGCACCUCUCUAAAGACACUCCAGAAGAUGCCCUCUACUCUACAGCCCAGCUACCCAAAGAUACUGUAGAAUCUACAAGAUAUAAUAUAGUACUAUAGAAUAUAUACAAGGAAUGUGUCCCAAAUCACACCCUAUUACCUUUCCCCCAUAUGGACCCUGGUCAAAGGCAGUGCUCUAUAGAGAACAAGGUGCCAUCUGGGAUGAAGAGAAGCUCCCUGUAGAGAGAUGAAGGGUUGUCACCACAGAGCCGCCAUCUUGGAACGACAUUAAAAAACAAUCCCUUUUCUGUUUCAAAUCCUCCUUGACACAUUGUAUUAAAACAGCUUAUGCGAUUUUAUUGAAUAUAAUGUAUGUAAAAUAUGAACACCUGGCUUCAAAAUCACUUUUAUCUCUUUAAAAUAAAUC
Oncorhynchus masou masou (cherry salmon) is the source of this 2088-nucleotide messenger RNA. Its product is annotated as mucin-2-like. The transcript has 6 exons. Gene Ontology annotation, molecular function: transmembrane signaling receptor activity. The record is from RefSeq and is a predicted model, not a curated record. Bases 24 to 1781 code for a protein of 585 amino acids. NCBI's taxonomy places the organism in Eukaryota, Metazoa, Chordata, Actinopteri, Salmoniformes, Salmonidae. Gene Ontology annotation, cellular component: plasma membrane.